Ananas comosus (pineapple) is the source of this 2854-nucleotide messenger RNA. RefSeq lists its product as uncharacterized. The coding region runs from base 406 to 2598 and encodes 730 amino acids. The transcript is spliced from 2 exons. Gene Ontology annotation, molecular function: zinc ion binding. The record is from RefSeq and is a predicted model, not a curated record. Lineage: Eukaryota; Viridiplantae; Streptophyta; Magnoliopsida; Poales; Bromeliaceae.
CUCUCUAAAUCUCUCUCUCUCUCUCUCUCUCUCUCUCUCUCUCUCUAAAUCUAUCUCUCUCUCUCUCUCUCUCUCUCUCUCUGUAUACCCUUCUCCUUGAAAUAAAUUCUCUCACUACCCCACGUUCAAAUACCUACACUUCGCGCCACUUACCGAACCCAUCGUCCCCUUCUCUCCCCCUCUCCAUUAGAGGCCAAAUUAGGGUUUCCUCAAACUCGUAGAUCCCUAGCCUGUUUCUUUUUUCUGGGUUUUGUUCUCCUUCGAUUUCCCUCCAAAGAGUUUGGAUUUUGAUGCAGAUCACAGAAUUGUAGAAAGAAUGGUGAAUUUUUGAGAUUUACAUGUGUGUCGUGUAGAUGUUUGGCGAAUUUCCUAGCUGAGAAUUAUUGUUUCCCUGUCGAUUCGCCCAUGGCAAACCACGAUUUAGUUCUUGGACAGAGCUCUGAUUUGGCCCUCGGCCACGACCGCGGAGAUCUUGUUAUUGAGCAGGUUCACGGUUUGGGCCUCGCACAUCGGCAAACCCUCGGUAUCAAUCAUGCCCACCUCCGCGACUUUGGUCUAGGCCUGUCUGGCAACCCUGAUCUUGAAUUCGGCCAUCACCAUGACGGUCAAUUAAUUCUUGCCCUUGAUCAUCUUCAUGAUCACGACCCUCAUGGCCGCGCGAAUGAGCUUGCCCUGGGCCACAGCACUCAGAGCCAUGACAUGGACUUAUCGGAGAACCAUGAAUUGGCUUUCGAUGAGACUCAUGAACUCUCAACGGACCAAGACCACGAAUUCGCCCUCCAACCGAACGACGAAAUGUCGCAGCUCCAAUUGGUUUCCCCUCGGGUAGUUCAGGCACGCGCGCUCAUUGCGAGUCCGGAGCAUCAGCUCGCUGUAGGCCAGGAGUUCUCCGAUGUCAAGAGCUGCCGCAGGGCAAUCCGUGACGCUGCCAUAGCUUGCCGUUUCGAGAUUCAGACGGUGAAGUCGGACAAGACCCGGUUCACCGCAAAGUGCGCCGCAGAAGGGUGCCCGUGGCGCAUCCACGCUGCGAAGCUUCCUGGUGUGCCCACUUUCACCAUCAGAACAAUCCACGACAUUCAUUCUUGUGCUGGGAUCAACCAUCUAGGGCAUCACCAGGCUUCGGUUCAAUGGGUUGCCAAUUCUGUGGAAGAAAGGAUUCGUGAGAACCCGCACUGCAAGCCUAAGGAGAUCUUAGAGGAGAUCCACCGCACGCAUGGGAUCACUUUGUCGUAUAAGCAAGCUUGGAGAGGGAAGGAGAUGAUCAUGGCUGCUGUCCGUGGGUCCUUCGAGGAAGGAUACCGCCUCCUGCCUCAAUAUUGUGAGCAAGUUAAAGGGACGAACCCAGGGAGCAUCGCAAAUGUUUAUGGGAAUCCAGAUGAUAACUGUUUCCGUCGCCUUUUUGUUUCGUUUUAUGCCUCUAUAUAUGGUUUUGUGAAUGCGUGCCGUCCCCUAAUCGGGCUCGAUAGGACCAUCCUAAAAAGCAAGUAUCUUGGUACCUUGCUUUUUGCUACUGGUUUCGACGGUGAUGGUGCUCUUUUCCCUUUAGCAUUUGGGGUUGUUGAUGAGGAAAGUGAUGAGAACUGGAUUUGGUUCUUAUCUGAGCUCCAUGCUUUAUUGGAGGCCAACACUGAGAACAUGCCGAGGCUCACGAUCUUAUCCGACAGGCAGAGAGGUAUCGUAGAUGGAGUGGAAUUUAACUUUCCAACAGCAUUCCACGGGUUUUGCAUGCGAAACCUCAGCGAAAGCUUUCGCAAAGAGUUUAACAACCCAAUACUCGUCGACCUCUUCUGGGAAGCAGCCCAAGCUCUUACCAUCAUGGAGUUUGAAGCAAAGAUGUUAGAGAUCGAAGAGAUAACAUCAGACGCUGCCUUCUGGAUCCGACGCAUCCCUUCCCACCUCUGGGCAACAGCUUAUUUCGAGGGGGAGCGGUUCGGCCACUUGUCCGCCAAUAUUGCUGAAUCAUUGAGCAGUUGGCUAGUUGAAUCUACGGGGCUCCCAAUAUAUCAGAUGAUGGAGAGCAUACGCCGCCAUUUGAUGAUGUGGUUCAACGAACGGCGCGAGGCAAGCAUGCAGUGGGUGUCAGCUCUUGUGCCGUCAGCCGAGCGACGCAUGUCGGAGUACAUAGAACGCGCACGGGGAUACCAAGUGGGGAGGGCAAACGAGGCGGAGUUUGAAGUUGUAUCUCCUCAUGAAGGGGUGAAUAUUGUGGAUAUUCGCAAUCGGCGGUGCUUGUGUCGAGGAUGGCAACUUUGUGGCCUGCCUUGUGCUCAUGGGGUGGCAGCGCUACUCUCUUGCCGACAAAAUGUUCACCGGUACACAGAGAGCUAUUUCACCGUCGCCACCUAUCGAAAGACCUAUUCGCAGACCAUACAUCCUAUUCCGGAUCGGAGCCUUUGGAAUGAGUCGUCCGAAACAUGUCAAGAUGGAGAGAGUAAGAUUGAGAUAGUUAUAAAUCCACCGAAGUCGGUGAGGCCUGCAGGGAAGCCGAGGAAGAGGAGAGUUCGGGCAGAAGAGAGCGGAGGAAAAAAGAGGGCCGUGCACUGCAGUCGCUGCAAUCAGACCGGUCAUUUUCGGACCACCUGCGCAGCUCCUAUAUGAGAGAAUUUGCAGCUUCUUUCUCUCUCGGGGGUGGGAGUAAAAUUUUGUGAAAAUUAGGUAUAUAUGAUUACUUUUCUUAUUCUUUUUAUAAUUCUUCUUGGGUGUUUUUGGUUUCCAUCAUGAGUUAGUUAUAUUAUGUGCCCCGAUUUGUUAUUAAUUCGACUGAAAGAGAAGUUUAGUUCAUUCAGUAGACAGUUUGGCUAUUAUAUCAUACUAAAGAGAUUCUCACUCUUUUUAUAGAUGCCAAUUAUGUGAA